ACGUCAUGAAGACAAUCUUCCGAGAUGAGAUGACGAAGGACGACGUCAAGCUCAUCUCUGCUCUCAAACGCGACCUCAACAUUGCCUGAUCAGCUUGUCAUGCGCAAUUGAUUGCAUCUUGUCUUCGGAUCUUGCUCAUUCUCAGCAUCGACCGACGCUUUGACCUCACGUCGACAAAUCCGCGGACUGAUGGCCUUGUUGCACAGACAUGCGCACGCGCCUAUUGGCCACAGCAAGCCUGUGACCGUCCGAGGUCUCGUCUGUGGCCAUCUCACUGUUCUCAGAUUGCUCGCAGGCACAUGACGGACGAUCGUACCGACUGACGGCAUCUGCUUUCGCUCCCCUUUGCUUCUCAAUCUCUGCCUAUCGCUCCAAGACGAGCAGGUCUCGGCGGCUGGUCCGCUCACGAAUCAUGCCAAAGCUAUGCACGAUCGGCACAGUCUUGGCCUUGGCGCGUACGAUCGCGGCCAAAGGUAAUGCAUGCCAGAUCUCGAUGACCUCGGCGCAGGCGGCUACAUACUCUCAGUUCCUUCAGCAAGGAUUCGAAAAGGCAACCCAGCAGGGCGAGGACGUUUUUACAGCUAGCUCAGCACAGCCUGGUAUGCUCGCGGCUUGGCGAGUCGCGUACACAGAUUUGCCAAAUCAACGAUAUGGGGCUGAGCUUGGGAUAUAUCAAGUUGGAGACGUCGCAGCGGCGAAUGCUCUACAAGCUGAUAGUGCAGCAAAUGUGACCUCUCAAACCAAAGGCCCUCGGACUUUCGGCGUUCAACUUCAGUUUGACGGUCAGACAGCCACAAGUGCUCCUAAUUCGAUGAAGCUCUACACCCAGAAGCAGCUAGCACGCGCCCCGGCGGACCAAAACGCGACGGUCGACAUUGCAAACCCUCAAUUUAUUACGACAUUGCCGAACAACGGCAUGCCUCUCGCUCUUGUCGGUUUGUAUCACUUCAAUGAGCAGAUGACUGCGCCCCAAGCUGCAGAGGUCAGCAGUGGCAAUUUCAGCUCCCUCGCGCCAUCGUCCAUCAAUCUGUACAGUGCGUCAACGACCGGCGCAAGAGCGAAAACAUCUCGCGUGCUGCGUCAGCAGCUCAAUGAUGUCACGCUUGUGGACACAACAUCAGCUACUGAUGCUACAACGCUCGUAGCGACGAAUGCAACCGACACUAGAUUACGUCGGCGGCAGACCUCUUCUGCUCCGCUCCAGAUCUUUCAAGAUUCGGAUUGUGCAUUCACUAUCUCGGACAGAGCUACGAAUGUUGCGGUAGAUGCAGCUACCGCCACAGUACAGUCCAUUACCCCGACUGCAACACAGAGCUCUUCCUCAGCUGCCUCACUCUCGCCAAUCAGCGCAACGGCAGCAGCAGCGAAUGCUGCGCCAUCAGCUUCGACCUUCCAGCUGCCGGGACAGAAGAUUGCUGUGGUACCGAUCGGUUUGGGCGUCUUUCUGAGCGUGACGCUCAUCUUCGGCGCCAUCAUCGGCUUCGUGACCUGGGAGCGCAAGAAGCAUCAGAAAGCAUUCGUAGAGAGGAAGCGCCUCUCAGAGAAGCCCUAGCUGGCCUUAUU
Molecule: messenger RNA, 1563 nt
Organism: Mixia osmundae IAM 14324
Lineage: Eukaryota; Fungi; Basidiomycota; Mixiomycetes; Mixiales; Mixiaceae
Exons: 4
Coding region: 413-1552 (379 amino acids)
Source: RefSeq, a predicted model, not a curated record